GUCGCUGGGUUUAGAACCAGGAGGACACCUUCAAUGCCUUCGACACCGCAACAGGUCGACCUUCAUGAUGCAGAAGAUGAAGAAUUCAACACGCGUUGCCUUUCCUCUUACUACAGCAUCUUUGUGGCACGCCUUGCAAUCAUGGUCAUGUUGGCUAUCAUAAUAGCAAUGUUAACCGUUCUGACUUGGCACUUCACAAAGCAAUAUACAACAAAAUCUCUAAAUAGUUUAGCCUACGGCCUUCGUUAUGAGCUCCUCCAGAGACCAAUAUUAAGAAUGUGGAAUAUUCUAAAUUCCACAGUGGAAAUAACUAUUGCACAAGUCAAGCUUUCUGAAUAUGUGAUAGGCCGUCAUGGAAACUCAAUCUCCCAAUGGCAGCAAGGCGAGCUAUAUCAGGAGAUGAGGCAGAUAACAUGGGCUCUUUUUGCAAGCAGAAAAACUCUAAAUUCUAUCACAGUAAGUUACAAAAGUGGCUUUUCCCAGGCAUUUCAGCGAGAUCGCAAGAAUAACAACACAUUCUACAUAUAUUCUGCAUCAGUAAGUUACUCGGUUAACCACACCAAAGAAAGGGAAGUCAUGGAGGAUUUUUCUACAGCUCAAAAUGUUAAUAGCUCAGAGAUAUGGUACAGGGUUCCACUAGACCCUAUCACAGGAGAAAGGAUCGGUAAUCCUCAACAAAUAUCUUCAGAUAAACUCAUAAGUAUAGCAGGACAACAACAAAUCCAUGAUGGUACAGCUUCUUGGCGUGUUGCAGUGAGUAAAUCCACUGAAUCACCACUGCUUUCAGCAGCAUUACCAGUAAAACAUCCUUCUAAAGGAAGCAUAGAAGCAGUUGUUGGAGUUACCACAGCACUAAAAAGCGUGAGCCAGCUGAUGAAAGAACUUGUAGAUAUCCAUAGUGGCUACAUGUAUCUGACUACUAGGGAAGGCCACGUCCUUGCUACAUCGACAGACGCACCACUCCUAAAGAAUACAUCAAAUGGUCUAAAGCUCAUGAUGGCUAAUGAUUCAGACGAUCAAAUUAUAAGGUCUGGAGCUAAGUGGUUGCAAAACACAUAUGGAGAUAAAUUUCCCAUGAACAAUGAAGUUCAUGCUACAAAUGUUGAUCUGCGUAAUCAGACAUACUACAUAGACUCCUUUUUCCUAAACUUAAAGAGGCUUCCAUUGGUAGGUGUCAUAAUCAUUCCAAGAAAAUACAUAAUGGGAAAGGUUGAUCAUAUAGGCUUUACAACGAUGGUGAUAUCAAUAUGUGCAGCCAUAUGUACUCUUGCUAUAGGAUGUGUUUGCAUUAUGAUAUUGACAAGUGGUGUCUCAAAAGCAAUGAAGCUAAAAGCUGCACUUAUAAGUCAACUAGAUGCAAGAAGACGAGCGGAGGCAUCAAGCAACUACAAAAGUCAAUUUUUAGCAAACAUGAGCCAUGAACUGCGAACACCUAUGGCUGCAAUCAUAGGGCUGUUAGACAUUCUCAUGGAUGAAGACUGCCUCACCAAUGAGCAACUAGCAACAGUCACACAGAUUCGAAAGUGCUCAACUGCUUUACUACGGCUCCUCAACAACAUCCUGGAUCUCAGUAAAGUUGAAUCUGGAAAACUAAUCCUUGAGGAAGCUGAAUUUGACUUGGGAAGAGAACUCGAAGGAAUUGUUGACAUCUUCUCUGUGAAAUGUGCGAACCAAAAAGUGGACAUCAUACUAGAUCUAUCUGAUGAUCUCCCAAAUAUUGUUAAAGGAGAUUCAGCCAGAGUAGUUCAAAUCUUUACAAAUCUAAUUAGCAACUCAAGCAAGUUCACAUCUGAGGGCCAUAUAAUCCUGCGGGGAUGGUGUACAACUGCAAAAAACUCCAGCAGUCCUGAGUGGCCUAUGGGUCAAAAGAUGCCAGCACAUGCACAUAUCAAAAAGACAAAACAAAAUGUAAUUGAUUUGAAAACAGACUCUGAGAAGAAGAAUGCAAUUGCUAUUUGGUUUGAAGUUGAAGAUACAGGAUGCGGAAUAGAUCCCAACAAAUGGGAAACUGUAUUCGAAAGCUUUGAGCAAGGUGACCCAUCAACCACACGCACGCAUGGAGGAACUGGCCUUGGCUUAUGCAUUGUGCGGAACUUGGUUAACAAGAUGGGCGGAAAAAUAGAAGUUGUGAAGAAAGAUAGUCCUGGGACUUUAAUACAACUGUACUUAGUACUUGGAAUCUCAGAUGGCGACAGAGGAAAGAACAUAAAGCCAGAGUUCAGCAAGCACAGGUUCACGGUACUACUUGCACUAAAAAGCAACAAAGCGAGACAUAUCAUGUCAAAAUGGCUAAGGGAUAAUGGAAUUUUCACGUGGGAAGCAUCUGAGUGGAAUAUGCUGGCACAAAAGAUUCAGCAAGUUAGUCAUAGUGAAACGAGCGCUAGAAAUUGCUUUGAAGAAUGCUCAGCAAGAACAGCAACAAUAUCAAGAAAAGGAAAGGAUGUUUCUAAACAUACCAGAAUUCAUAAUCAGACAAGUUCAAAUAUUGUCAUUGUGAUUGAAACAAGCAUAUUAGACCAAAGUACCAACAUAUGGAUUGACCAACUGAAUUUCCUAGAACAAUAUCAUGGAAUUGUAAAAUUUGCAUGGAUUUUAAGUCAUGAUACUUCUAACACCAUAAAAGUAGAGCUGCGACAGAGAGGACAUCAUUUAAUGGUCAACAAACCACUAUACAAGACUAAGAUGAUAAACAUUUUGCAAAAUGCCACGACUGAGGCAAGUUUUGAAAACCAAACCAUUGAUGUGGAGAAUGUGAGUCAGGAAGAGAGUAUGCAUGAGUGCCACGAAAUAGAUUCAAUUAAGUUUGAAAUGAUCAGCUCAGACGAAUCCAGCAAUUCAGACACAGAAAUGUUGGGCAUUGGACAAAACGAAUUUCCUGCAGAAACCAAAAAUAAUGUAGCAGUGAACCAUCAAUAUUGUGAGUUAUCAAACAGCGUGCAGGAACAAGAAUGCCCAAAAAUUUUACAAACAGAUCUUGUGGAUGCUUGUACUCCAAAUAAAAAUCACAAAGACUUGGAAAGAAAUUACGAAGUAAAAGCUGGUCAACAAAACGUGGCUAAGUUAUUGACAUAUUACUUCCAUGAUGCAGAAGUCUUUUCCGUGGGCAGACCAACAAUAGAUCUAUAUAAAGAUGUCAUUGUGGACAAAGAUCAGCUAAUCUCCGGAAAAGAUGAUGUCAGAAAGGAGAAAUAUCAAAGUCAAACAAUGUCAAAUAUGCAUGAUGCCAUAAACAUGAAAAAAAAAACCUAUGAGAAAGAAACUAUAUCAACAGCAAUUACACUUUACAAUCAGAAAAAAGAAUACUGCAAUCAAGGGAAGCAAGAACUAGACUCCAUAGGUUCAAGAACCAACAUGAAUCAAGAUAUAAAAUUUAGUAGUAGGAAAGCAGAAAACAUGGUUCAGAAUAAGAUGGUUCCAGAGCAAAAUUCUCUUGAAGGUCUCUGCAUAUUGCUUGCUGAAGAUAACCAGAUACUGCAGCUUGUUGCAACAAAAAUGUUGGAAAAGGUGGGAGCCCAAGUUGUAGUUGUACAUGACGGAAUGCAAGCCGUUAAUGCUGUAAGACCAAUCUUCUGUACAGAAGAGUGUAAAAGAAGUUUUAAUAGCUCCACUCAGGGUGAUGGCGAAAAAAUAGCAAUGAAACCAACAAAGGAUGAUCCACCAUUUGAUCUGAUUUUGAUGGAUUGCCAGAUGCCUAAUCUGGAUGGCUAUGAGGCAACAAAAGCGAUUAGAAAACUGGAGGCUGGAACAGGCUCUCAUAUUCCAAUUGUUGCAGUGACGGCUCAUGCAAUGUCAUCUGAUGAAGCCAAAUGUUUGGAGGUAGGGAUGGAUGCAUAUCUAGCAAAACCAAUCGACAGCAAAUUGAUGAUAUCUAUCAUUAUUUCUCUUACCAAGAGAAACAGUUAGCCCUUUAAAUCAAGAAAAAUGGAAGCCCAAUUAUUUAGAGAUGUUAAGAAGACAAUUUUUCAGCCUACGCUAACAUAAGAAAAAUCAAUUCUAUGGAUAUUAUGAUUACUUAUUGAUGCAGCGGCAAAACACGAAGAAGACACUGAAAAGGAAAAUGCAAUGGAACAGUGGAGUUCCCUGCAGGUAACUUGUAUUACUUAGCUGAAAAAUUAACAAGGUGUCCAUCUUCUCUCUUCUACCAAGCUUUAACGAAAAGAUUAAACUAACGAAACUAAAAAUAGAGGGACAGCUGGAAAGUAAAUACUAGUCCUAUGCAUAACAGAAAGGGAAAUCCUCAGGGAAUAACA
Messenger RNA from Dendrobium catenatum, 4250 nucleotides. Its product is annotated as histidine kinase 1. The transcript is spliced from 13 exons. Lineage: Eukaryota; Viridiplantae; Streptophyta; Magnoliopsida; Asparagales; Orchidaceae. The coding region runs from base 34 to 3903 and encodes 1289 amino acids. The record is from RefSeq and is a predicted model, not a curated record. Gene Ontology annotation, molecular function: phosphorelay sensor kinase activity. Gene Ontology annotation, biological process: phosphorelay signal transduction system; phosphorylation.